AUGAGCAUCACUUUUCAUAAUUUAUGGCUACUUUUGACAGUGUUAUGCACCGCAGGUGUUCGUGCUCAUCAUGGCUGGACCAAUUGCUACCCUGCGGGAAACAGUCCACCAGUAGAAGAGAUUCGUGCGUCAUGCGAAGUGGCUCACCAACUUCGAGGCCUAUCACAAACAGUAACAUCUGCUGUGGAAACUUCCGCUGCUGCUUCGAGUAAAGCAUUUGAAGCAAAGGUACAAGCAGAGGAAGCUGUGGAACUUGCCGAGUCAAAAGGCCUAAACGUUACGAAAGCGAAGGAAGCUGCUGUGAGAGCAACACUCGCUGCUGAAGCUGCGGCUACGGCUGCAAGUAAUGUGGAAAUUAACGCUGCAAAUAUUGCUGCGGUGCCGUGGCUUGAACGAAGACAAAAUACAGGUUGGGAGGUGCUUACGAAAUGCAUUAACUUAGACGAUGAUAUAAAAAAAAUGGCAUCAAAGUGUAAAAGUGCAGCAGAAGUUGUAACAGCCGAAUCGAUCAGUGCGGCGUUAAACGAUUUGGGGAAGACAUUUAUAAAUGAGAAGACUCGAGAAGCCUUACGGAAGGAAAGCGUUGAGUUCCAUAAAGAGCUCGCGUCUUUAGAGGAACAUGUCGAAGAGGCUGUCCGUGCACAAAAACGGGCUGAGGAUGCAGCUGCAGAUGCGAAUCAAACAGCCGGUACAAAUACGGGACCAGUUGUGAAUUCCGUUGCAUCACCUGAAGGGUCAGUGCUGCUACUGAUGGCUGGACUGUUUCUCGGUUCUGUACUGUAA
This is a messenger RNA of Trypanosoma brucei brucei TREU927, 783 nucleotides long. RefSeq names its product bloodstream stage alanine-rich protein BARP. The transcript has a single exon. NCBI's taxonomy places the organism in Eukaryota, Euglenozoa, Kinetoplastea, Trypanosomatida, Trypanosomatidae. Bases 1 to 783 code for a protein of 260 amino acids. The record is from RefSeq and is a predicted model, not a curated record.